AAGGAAUGCAAGAAAUCAAAUCAUCGAAAAUAGAGAAUAUUAUAAUCGAUUGUUCGUACAAAAUUCUUGACAAGGUCCUCACACAGGCCCAACAAGUUGGCAUUUUAUCUGACAAGCAUAAAGUGAUUGUAACUUCUCUGGAUCUGCAAACCCUGGAUUUAAAUCCAUAUCAGUAUUCUGGAGUCAAUUUAACUGGUGUGCGUCUAAUUGAUCCUGAAGAUCCAAUAGCACUACAAAUUUUAAAGAAGCAUGAUAAAGAAUGGGGUCUAGACGAUCUUUCGAAGUUACGAGUUGAACCCGCUCUUAUGUACGAUGCGGUACAAUUGUUUGCAAGAGCGUUUAAACAAUUGAAAGAUGCUACGACGGGCGACGUUAAAAAACUGCAAUGCGAUGAUGAUAGUAGAUGGGAACAUGGAUUGAGCUUGAGCAACUUUAUGCGAUCGAUCGAAACGAGAGGAUUAACGGGUCUUGUUAAGUUCGAUAGGGACGGUUUCCGUAGCAAUAUAGAAUUAGAUAUCGUACGUUUGAGUGAAAAUGGCUUGACAAAAAUUGGAGACUGGAAUAGUACGGCAGGAGCAAGCAUCGAUUGGCUACCAGAAGUCAAACAAUCAGACAUUAAAUUAAAUAUACAAAAUAAAACAUUCAUUGUUUUAAUAUCGCUUACAGCUCCGUAUGGCAUGGAAAAAGAAUCGUGGGACACACUGCACGGCAAUGACCGUUACGAGGGCUUCGGCGUGGAUGUUAUAGAUCAUAUCAGCAAAAUACUUGAAUUCAAUUAUACUUUGCAAGUAGAAACAAAUUAUGGAAAGCUUCUAGAUAACACUACCGGAAAAUGGAAUGGAAUGCUCGGCAAAAUAAUAGCUGAAGAAGCAGAUCUCGCUAUUACGGAUCUUACAAUUACAUCAUUACGAGAAAAAUACGUCGACUUUUCUAUGCCCAUUAUGAAUCUUGGCAUAAGUAUUUUGUACAAAAAACCAAGGGAAGCACCGCCGAGUUUGUUUUCAUUUUUAUCACCGUUUUCAAACGAUGUCUAUAUGUAUUUAAUUGGAGUCUAUACAACAGUAUCAUUGUUAUUUUUCGUAAUUGGCAGACUGUGCCCUGCAGAAUGGAAUAAUCCUUACCCUUGCAUUGAAGAAGCCGAAGUUCUCGAGAAUCAGUUUACUUUUAAAAAUGCAUUUUGGUUUACAAUAGGCAGUAUUAUGCAACAGGGCAGUGAGAUAGCACCUAUAGGCAUUUCUACAAGAAUGAUGGCAAGUUGUUGGUGGUUCUUUUGUCUCAUAAUGGUAUCAAGUUAUACAGCCAAUUUGGCAGCAUUCUUGACAGUCGAAACUGUCACAUCACCUUUUGAUAAUGUUGAGGAAUUAGCCAAAAAGAAAGAUAUAAAAUAUGGCGCAAAAGCCACAGGAUCUACAUUUGAUUUCUUUAAAGGUAUUUCAUUUUAG
Messenger RNA from Pogonomyrmex barbatus (red harvester ant), 1442 nucleotides. Its product is annotated as glutamate receptor ionotropic, kainate 2-like. The record is from RefSeq and is a predicted model, not a curated record. Gene Ontology annotation, cellular component: membrane. NCBI's taxonomy places the organism in Eukaryota, Metazoa, Arthropoda, Insecta, Hymenoptera, Formicidae. Gene Ontology annotation, molecular function: ligand-gated monoatomic ion channel activity.